Messenger RNA from Cercocebus atys (sooty mangabey), 3058 nucleotides. RefSeq names its product lectin, mannose-binding, 1 like (gene LMAN1L). Bases 707 to 2287 code for a protein of 526 amino acids. Lineage: Eukaryota; Metazoa; Chordata; Mammalia; Primates; Cercopithecidae. Gene Ontology annotation, molecular function: D-mannose binding. The record is from RefSeq and is a predicted model, not a curated record. Gene Ontology annotation, biological process: endoplasmic reticulum to Golgi vesicle-mediated transport; endoplasmic reticulum organization; Golgi organization. The transcript has 12 exons. Gene Ontology annotation, cellular component: endoplasmic reticulum-Golgi intermediate compartment; Golgi membrane; endoplasmic reticulum membrane.
UGCUAGGAUUACAGACAUGAGCCACGGUGCCCGGCCCUAAAAUUUGUUAACAAUUCUUCAGUAUAGUCAAAUAUCCAUUGUUCAAAAAUAUCCAUUGUUCAAAUUUCCCCAAUAUCUUUUUUUUUUUGUUUCCCCAGUUGGGUUAAAAUUUGGCUCCAAACAAGGUCUGCACGUUGCGUUUUUGUGCUGUCUCUAAAGACUCCCUUUCUUUUUUUCAUGUAAUGCAUUUGUUGAGGAAACCAGGCUGCCUGGAAGGAUGAGCCUGGGGGAAUGAGGGCGAGGAAGAGAGGGGGCAGGGAGGAGAGAAGGAUGGGUGUCCCGAUAGAUGUGCCACCCAUGCUGGGGGACACAGGCAGGAUGUGGAGGCCUGUCUCCCUAACUGGGAGGGGAGGCCAGGGCUGCUGAAGGGUGGAGCCCAACCCUGGGUGCCCCCCUCCCUCCACCACAUCCAGCUGCUGGAUGUGAGGGGAGAUAGAAAGACGGCCUGAGUCAGGAGCAGGGGCAGAGCUCGGGUUGUCGAGGGGUCCCGCUGCUCACGUCAGACUGGAGGUGAGGGAGGGGCGGGGCCUGACAGCAGGCCUGGAAGGAACAGGAUGUCUAUGCUGGAGAGGAAGAGAGAGGACAGUGCCAAAACCCAGCUCCUGGCCAGUCCCCAGCUCCUCCCUGCCUGGCCCUAUCCCAGGAUCCCCUCCCCGGCCUCUCAGCUAUGAUCUACCCCAGGGCCCAGACAUCAGGCGCCUUCACAAUGCCGGUGGUCAAUGGUCCAGGUCCCUUGUUCUGCCUUCUCCUCCUGCUCCUGGAACCCCACAGUCCUGAGACGGCGUGUCCUCCUCUGCGCAGGUUUGAAUACAAGCUCAGCUUCAAAGGCCCAAGGCUGGCAUUGCCUGGGGCUGGAAUACCCUUCUGGAGCCAUCAUGGAGACGCCAUCCUGGGCCUGGAGGAAGUGCGGCUGACGCCAUCCAUGAGGAACCGCAGUGGCGCCGUGUGGAGCAGGGCCUCUGUCCUCUUCUCUGCCUGGGAAGUAGAGGUGCAGAUGAGGGUGACGGGAUUGGGGUGCCAGGGAGCCCAGGGCAUGGCCGUGUGGUACACCCAGGGCAGGGGCCAUGUAGGCUCUAUCCUCGGGGGGCUGGCCUCAUGGGACGGCAUCGGGAUCUUCUUUGACUCCUCGGCAGAGGAUACUCAGAACAGUCCUGCCAUCCGUGUGCUGGCCAGCGAUGGGCACAUCCCCUCUGAGCAGCCUGGGUAUGGAGCCAGCCAAGUGCUGGGCUCCUGUCAUUGGGACUUCCAGAACCGGCCACACCCCUUCAGAGCACGGAUCACCUACUGGGGGCAGAGGCUGUGCGUGUCCUUGAACAGCGGCCUCACUCCCAGUGAUCCAGAUGAGUUCUGUGUGGAUGUGGGGCCCCUGCUUUUGGUCCCUGGAGGUUUCUUUGGCGUCUCAGCAGCCACCGGCAUCCUGGCAGAUGAUCAUGAUGUCCUGUCCUUCCUGACUUUCAGCCUGAGUGAGCCCAGACCAGAGGUUCCCCCUCAGCCCUUCCUGGAGAUGGAGCAGCUCCGUCUGGCGAGGCAGCUGGAAGGGCUGCGGGCAAGGCUGGGCCUGGGCACCAGGGAGGAUGUAACUCCAAAGUCAGGCUCUGAAGCUCAAGGAGAAGGGGAAAGGCUCUUUGACCUGGAGGAGACGCUGGGCAGACACAGCCAGAUCCUUCAGGCUCUGCGGGGUCUCUCCGAGCAGCUGGCCCAGGCUGAGAGGCAAUGGAAGCAGCAGCUGGGGCCCCCAGGCCAAGCCAGGCCUGAUGGAGCCUGGGACUCUGCUAAGGUCGAUGCCCUGCUCCAUGGACAGAGGACUCUGCUCCAGGCCCUGCAAGAGAUGAGGGAUGCAGCUGUCCGCAUGGCCGCAGAAGCCCAGGUCUCCUACCUGCCUGUGGGCACUGAGCAUCAUUUCUUAGAGCUGGACCACAUCCUGGGCCUCCUGCAGAAGGAGCUUCAGGGCCCGGCGGCAGGAGCUGAACGAGAGCCUGCAGGAGUGUCUGUCCACAGGCAGCCUUCCUCUGGGUCCUGCACCAUACACCCCCAGGGCCCCGGGGAUUCUCAGGAGGCAGCCUCUCCCUGCCAGCAUGCCUGCCUGACCCACCUCAGAGCCUGCUUUGCAUCACUGGGAAGCAGGCAGUGUCUGGGGUGGGUGCUUGAUCAGCAUCCUCUUCGUCUGGGUGCCCAGCUCCCACCUACACCUGAGCUUUCAGUACACUCCCAUCUUAUUAAAGGUGAUUUCCCUCUCCCCAUGCUGUGAUAUGCUGGUCUUCUUUCCAGCCUCACCCUAAUCUCUGUGAAGGCUUCCACCCCUUCUGAGUAGCUGGCUAGGAGCGCGCUCCAAGCAGGCAAGGAGGCCAAGGCCUGGCUUAACCUCCAAAAGACCAGAUACCCCACGGGCUUUGAACCCUCGACUAUGGAGGAAAAGAGAGCCAUGACUGUAUAUAAUUCUGUCCUCAAAUUCACCCAGAACAGAGAGCAGUGUCCGUCCUGAGUCCCUCCAGCUCAGCCAGCAUCACUGAGCAGCUCUCUCCCUCCCCACUCCUAACUGCUCCAGGGGCAGCAGGGGAGGCGCGUGACAGAGCAACCCUGAGAGGCCAACUCGCGGAACCGUAACUGGGAUUCCCGCUCGCACCCUCAGGUCUCCCUCCCUUUUCCAGCAUCAAGCUCUUUGGGCAGCUGCUGGGUUCAGUGAGUUGGGUGGGUGGGGAGAAUGAGGGGCGCCCAAGGCUGGGUUUUUACCCCUUGCUGCUACCUGGAUCUCCCAGCUGAAAUUCCAGUUAUUAGUGGCCCAGGAGAGGAGAAAGUUGGAAGACGCUAGGGAACAGGGUUCCAGGAGUGUAUCAGCUCAACCCCUCUCCCGGGAGAGCGACCCCACCACCGCAGGCCCUAAUCCGCUGUCAGCAGUGCCCAGCGGAGCUCGGCGUUGAAGGAGGCACGUGGGGGAGGCGGGAGUGGGGAGCAGGCACGUGGUCCAGCCUUCUCAGCCCCGUGCUGCCCCCCGCCCCCCGUGAGGAGGGGUUUGGGGAGG